CUACCCAGUUAUAAUAUUAGUCAUAUUGGUAUUUAUUAUUAAUUUAUGUAACACGAUCAUCGGUUCCCAGCGGCAUUGUCGGAACAUAGAGAUACUCGUAUACAAAAACGUAAUCAGGAAUUUUUAAAUAGCUGACUGUUGCUGUCAGACUAUCUUUACAUUUUACAAUAGUAAGACCGUUAUUUACUGCACUGAUGUUGAAUCUCAUCAUGGCUCGUUUAUGCAGCCUUCUUGCAUGGCUCAUAAUUUUUUAUUCGCUUCUGUUUUUAACAUACGCUCAGGAUGCUGAAAACAAAACUGAACAGACAUCUGGAAAUUCUAGCGAAGCGGCCACUUCGGUGUGCGAUGCACCAGCAUGCAAGAAAGCAGCGAAGAAGAUUCUGGACCGCAUAAACACCACAGCCGACCCAUGCGACGAUUUCUAUCAAUACGCGUGUGGAAAAUGGAUAGAGAAUCACGAAGUUCUCGAUAACGAGACGUCCAUCACUGAUUCUUAUUACCUAGAGAAAACACUGGAACAAAUCGGUCAAGACUUACUGGAAAACGUCACAAAGGAGAGGUUUCCGUCGGAAGUUAAAAUGAAACUCUUGUACCGACAGUGCAAAGAUGAAGACACAAUUGAGCGGCAAAGCGCUAAACCAUUGCUGGAUUUCCUGGAUAAGCAUUUGAGCGGAUGGCCCAUCGUCACUCCCAACUGGAACGCUUCCAGUUUUGACCUCGUUGACGCGCUACUCAAAUUUUACUUCACGGGCAGUGAGCACUUUUUCGGUAUUCUUGUUAACCAGGAUGUCGUCAAUCCGUUAACUAACGUGAUGACUAUUAUCGAACCGGCCACCUUCGCCAGUGUGGACUUAUUGACGAAUGAAAUUACAGAAAAAUUGUAUGUUGCAAAGUAUUUACAACACUUGUUGAACGUAACAACUUUGCUGCUGCAAGAGACAAACCAGUCACGUGCGGACGUCAACCAAUUAUCACAGAAUCUCACGGAUAUUGUCGCGACUGAAAAGUACCUCGCCAUGGCCGGGCUGUCUGCCGUAGAUUCUCAGAAUGAUUCUAUAUUUCUGAACAAAAUGACGCUAAGUGAAUUUGCCCAAAGAUACCAGUUCAACUCAUCCUUGAUGAAGAACAUGACGGAAUAUCUGCGCGCUUGUUUCAAGGAGGCCAACAUGAUGAGCGUCGUCCACAAUGAUACUGUCGUGGUUGUGCCAAAUUUGUCAUUUUGGUCUAAAUUGGACACCAAAUUCGUGGAGUUUGAGCAACAAGGCGCGGAAGGAAUGAAACGUGCCGCUAACUAUAUCGGCUGGAGAGGUAUCCACCAUGCGCUGAGUUCCUUGUCCCUUAAUUACAGAAGGAGACGCGCAGAGUACGAGGAACAGAUCAGCGGUAUGAAGGCUGAGCAGGAACUGCCGGCUGGCCAGCGCUGUCUACAUACCGUAACGGAGUCGCUACCUUUGGCAAUGGGAGCGCUAUUCGUUCGAGAUGUCAUUCCUAAAGAUCUUAAACAAAAAGCAGCCCUUAUGAUCAACGACAUUCAAACGGGUUUCAAAGAACUACUGGACGCUGCCAGCUGGAUGGACAACAGCACGCUGGAGGCAGCGCAUAAGAAACUGUCAUCUAUGAUUAACGAAGCCGGCUAUCCGGACAUUAUGGUCAACAAUAUCUCCUUAAUCGAUUCCGAAUAUAGAGAGAUUGUCAUCCAAGACAGCUAUUCCGCAUCCAUGACGCAGAUAGCCAGAUAUCAGAAUGUUCGCGCUUUGAGGCGUUUGUUGACAACGAAUGUACGCUAUGACCCCAUCAAGGACACCGGCGAUAUCACCAAAGUGAAUGCCUUUUACGAGCCGACUUAUAACGGGUUAAUCAUAAAUGCAGCCAUUUUGCAACCGCCGUUCUACGACCCAGACAGCCCAGAAUAUUACAAUUACGGAGGCAUCGGUAUGGUGAUUGGCCAUGAAACAACGCACGGCUUUGACAGUACCGGAGCGAACUACGACGAUCAAGGCGCCCGGAGGUCAUGGUGGACGAACACUACGAAAGCGGCUUACGAUAUUCGUACAAAGGGCAUGGCGGCUCAGUACGAUAACUAUACCACGGCGGUUGGGCAAGUGGAUGGGCAGUUGACACUGGCAGAGAAUAUAGCCGACAACGGUGGUACAAGGGCAGCGUACAAGGGAUACCUUCAACAUUUAAGGAGGCAAACAAAACCCGAACCGGUUGCCGCCGAAUUGGGCCGUUACUCUCCGAAACAACUGUUUUUCUUGUCGUUCUCACAGGUUUGGUGCGAAAAGAGCCGGCCAGAAGUCAGCCGUACGCAGCUGCUCACAAGUGAGCACUCACCGGCAGAAUGGAGAGUCAAUGGCGUGGUCUCCAACAUGGUGGAGUUUUCGGAAGCGUUCAACUGCUCAUUCGGUGCCAGAAUGAAUCCCAGUGACAAGCAGACCGUCUGGUAAUACCGGCCACGAGAAUAAUGCCGAUGACGUUUGUAAUAACUGGAACUCUGAGUUGCGCGACAGGAGCAUAAAUGUUACGACGUGCUGCCAUAAAUGACAGUACUAUAGAAUUUUACCAGGUAAUUAUUUCUUCUGACGUGCUACUUACUGCUAAGUACGUGCUCCUUAUAUAGAUUGAAGAUUCCAAUAAAAGUGCGCAUGCAAGAUAAAUGUGCACGUGCAUGAAAUAAAGCAAA
This is a messenger RNA of Paramacrobiotus metropolitanus, 2683 nucleotides long. RefSeq names its product membrane metallo-endopeptidase-like 1. The transcript has 11 exons. Gene Ontology annotation, cellular component: plasma membrane. Gene Ontology annotation, molecular function: metalloendopeptidase activity. Lineage: Eukaryota; Metazoa; Tardigrada; Eutardigrada; Parachela; Macrobiotidae. Gene Ontology annotation, biological process: protein processing. The record is from RefSeq and is a predicted model, not a curated record. The coding region runs from base 195 to 2447 and encodes 750 amino acids.